Messenger RNA from Cololabis saira (Pacific saury), 1430 nucleotides. Its product is annotated as protein limb expression 1-like. Lineage: Eukaryota; Metazoa; Chordata; Actinopteri; Beloniformes; Belonidae. Bases 348 to 1394 code for a protein of 348 amino acids. Gene Ontology annotation, biological process: autophagosome maturation. The record is from RefSeq and is a predicted model, not a curated record. The transcript has 6 exons. Gene Ontology annotation, cellular component: cytoplasm.
GCUGCACAGCCAGGAGGGAGGGGCUGCACAUUCCAGCUCUGCACCUCUGUGUGUGUUCAUGUGCAGAUGGAGUGAGGGGCCCUCUGAGCUAAUUGGUGGGGAGAGUGACAAAGGUGGUCUGCUUCAAAAGAGAAACCCUGGUGAGAUGUUCACACAGAAGAGCAGGAGGGGAGUGUGGAGGUUUGGGGGUUGCAGAAGCGCCUCCAGAGUUAUGAGUUCUUUAUCCACUAUCCAGUGCCGGGUUGAGAGUGAUAGCUGCUGAUUUUUAGAGUCAUGAUUUGGAGAUCUUUUUAAAUGAAGAAACUUGGACUGAAGGUGAUUGAGGCAGCAGUGGAUCUGAACUUAUAAUGAAGAUGAAUUAUUUAAAGGUGGAGGAGUGCAUCAUGUCUUACCUCUCACAGAGUGAGACUGCCACCAGCCCUAAUGACUUGAAUGUGGUGGCAAUUCUGCAUAACUUCUGGGAACAGAGGCAAACAUGUCAGUUAAAUGACUCCUGCAGUGAAUCCGACAGCUUUGGUGGGAAGAUGGUCAGCCAGGCAGAGAGCCUGCUGUUGUAUGAGUCUGCACCUUUGCCUGGUCCGCCGUACGUCUGCUAUGUCACACUUCCUAGAGGAAGCUGCUUUGGAAACUACAAGGUGUGUGACACUCAAGCGGAAGCUCGAAGGGAUGCAGCUCGCGUGGCUCUAAUGAACUCACUCGUAAAUGAGUUGCCGUGUCGACGCAUCAGCCCUGACUUCAUCAGUCAGAGUUUGCAUCUGGCAGCCACAGAGAGUUCUGUCUCUAUGGACGAUGCAUGUGAUUCAAGCACCAGUAUAGGAAUCUACAGUUUCAUGCUACAUGCUUACAUGGGAAGGACUAUGCUGGAGUUCCAGGAGAUGAUGACAAUAUUCCAGCUGUUGCACUGGAAUGGGACACUGUUGGCUCUAAGGGAGAAGAACUGCUCUCGACAGAGUGUGAUUGCCUACUACUCUCAGCGAGGACUUGAUGAGUGCAUGUGUAGCAGUAUGGCUCUGGAUUGGCUUGGACGAGAGCAGAGGUCACCUGGACUUCUGGGACUGGAGCUGCAGGUGGCGCAGAGGGAGUUGGUGCUGGCCCGACGUAGAGGCAUAGAGUUACGCUUCUACAAAGAAAAGACAGAGAUACUUAACCUGGCACUGAGCCAAGCAUACAUUCACCACACACCUGAAGUCUUCAGCCAGGCACCCAGUCACACAAGCCAGCAUGAACAACAUCCGUUAGACACACUUUACUACCAGGACACAGAGGUCCAGACGUCCCCACCUUACAGUCUUUCACCAACUCUACAUGACACAAUGCAAACUUUUGACACAGACUCCAGCUGUCCCUCAUUUUGUUCAAUGCAGACAUUUGUGCCUCUAGAUAACUCUGACUAAACUGAAUAGGACUGUAAAUAAUGUAUUUCCCAUAAC